AGAUAUCAAAACGUACAAACAGCAGGGAUAGAAGAGCCUCGACAAGAUCUCUAGAGCAGGAACUCUUUUACCUUGUGAUUGGAAGCGCUACAGUGCAGCUUAUGUUUUGUGGAAGCAUUUCUGAAAGGUGCACUACUUGGUAGAUGUGGGCAGGGAUACAGAUUCACUGCAACCUGUCUGUGAGGAACAUCACAAUAUCAGUGUGAAGCCAACCACAGAGCCAAAAUGACAGCUGCCACGAGACUAUUGGACGAGAUGUGCCAUCUCACGGCCCAGUCGCUGACAUCACUGGAGACCUCGGACCACUUCCAGGUGGUCAAGAUGUUAGGGGAGGGGUCGUACGGGAAGGUCAUGUUGGCUGUACAUCGGGAAAGAGGCACUCCAAUGGCCCUGAAGUUCUUUCCUCGUCAUUCCACAAAUCUCUUCUCCUUUUUGCGAGAGUAUAACCUCUCCCUCUCCUUCUGCACCCACCCGUCCCUGACCAAGGCCCUGGGCAUUGCCUUCUCCACCCCCUCACAUUACGUUUUCGCCCAGCAAGCCAGCCUCUUCGGUGAUCUAUACGACGUCAUUGUCCCUGAGGUGGGUGUGGAGGAGGACUGUGUCCAGAGGGUGGUUUCCCAGCUGUGCGGUGCCCUAACCCACCUCCACUCCCUGGGCUUCGUCCACCGCGACGUCAAGCCCGAGAACAUCUUCCUGGUCGACGCUGCCUGCCGCUGGGUCAAACUAGGCGACUUCGGCAUGGCCAAGGCCACGGGAACCAAGGUACCCGGUGUGUGGUACAGUUCUGCUUACUGUACGCCCGAAGCAGAGAUAGCAAAGGAGUCGGAGGAUAGUAGACAUAAUACUGCUUCAAAACCAGAUGGAGGAAAGGGGUUGGACAGCAAGAUCAAGCGGGUGUGGGUGUCGGUGGAGGCCAGUACAGACUGCUGGGCCUUGGGGAUCCUCACCUACGCCAUGCUGACUGGCAGUCUACCCUGGACGCAGACAGCGUCCGACGACCGCUCUUACAUCAAGUACAAAGAGUGGUUUGACCAGCAGAAAGAUCAAGAAGGUCAGGACGAUGAACUAGAUCUAUGGGGGGAAGGAAAAGACGAGGGCAUCAUGAUGAGUUUGGAUAAAGACAAGCAGAAUCGGAGCAAGAGAAAAUCCCAUCCGGUCGCCCCCCAGUUUGCCUGUUUCACCCCACUGGCCAGUUCCCUUUUCCUGUCACUACUUCACCCGCAGCCUAGGCUUCGCGGUAGGCCCGACGAUGUGCUGGGCUACCUGGGAGAAGACUGGUUGCAGGUGAAGGAGAAUAUAGAGCUGGAGGAGGAGGAGAAGAAAAUGAGAGGGUGCGAGGUCAUCUGCGACGAGAAAGAGAGGGAGGGAAGGGGAGAGGGAUAAAGGAGUGGCGACACACGAUCAUGAACUCACAAACUCAGAGGUGAAAGAGACAAUAUGUGUUGCCCUCCCAGAGGACAAUACAUAUCCUGUGAUGUGUCACAUUGUUGCUUAAAAAGACAUUGUACAGUAUAUAAUACCACUACAGUUGCACUUACGAUAAGAUAAAUAGCCAUCAGAUCAUUGUUGAUACUGGAUAGCAUUUGGAGAUAGACACAGCUGCAAUUGGCUACUUUAGGGACUUGUAAGCACUUUAAAAGUAUAAUUUCGAUGUGUUCAAUCUAGUAAAUUCUAAGUGUGACUUGAUGAUGGUGUUUCUGUAUUCUAAUGUUUGUUUUUUUUAAUAAUAUGUAAAUGUCAUCUGAAUGUCAUGUAAUUUCUUGUGGUUGGAAUUGAGUCUAAUAAACAUUUUAUUAUGAAUUAUCAUUUGGAUUAAACUCAUAACUUCACAUUU
Molecule: messenger RNA, 1834 nt
Organism: Oncorhynchus gorbuscha (pink salmon)
Lineage: Eukaryota; Metazoa; Chordata; Actinopteri; Salmoniformes; Salmonidae
Product: serine/threonine-protein kinase SBK1-like
Exons: 4
Coding region: 226-1383 (385 amino acids)
Biological process (GO): peptidyl-threonine phosphorylation; peptidyl-serine phosphorylation
Molecular function (GO): ATP binding; protein serine/threonine kinase activity
Source: RefSeq, a predicted model, not a curated record